This is a messenger RNA of Penicillium brevicompactum, 969 nucleotides long. RefSeq lists its product as uncharacterized. Lineage: Eukaryota; Fungi; Ascomycota; Eurotiomycetes; Eurotiales; Aspergillaceae. The record is from RefSeq and is a predicted model, not a curated record. Bases 1 to 969 code for a protein of 322 amino acids. The transcript is spliced from 2 exons.
AUGGAAAUAUUCCUCCUAGUUGCUGACCAUCUGCCCAUGAGUGCUUGUGAUCACGAGACUGCUGGCCAUGCCGUGAGGAAAGCUCAUCUUCGCCCACCUCCAAGUUUCGGAGAUGCUAUGGUCGCCGGCUAUGGCGGCAAACUUCGAGAUGACUUUGCACCCAGAGAAUGCAGGAUUGUGUACACAAUUCAAUUCAGCCUCCGGCGUAGUCACCUGGCAUCUGGACAAAUCAGUACUAUAUUCACGGACUUUUUCAAGCUGCGGAUCAAACCGUCUACCCCAGCUGAGCCCUAUCCAAACCAGUCACCGAUCCGAUGCAUUCAAGACUCUCCAUUUUACGGAAAGCAGACAAUUCUGCCCGGUCGAGCGAAAUCGGCCCUUGGGACUCUCUCUAUGGCGAUAGAGGAGCCUACGAGUUUCCGGCUUCCUUUACACGAUCCUACCAGUCUCAUCAGCAGCUCAAUUAGGAUCAAUGUCGUAUACACAGCAGAGGCUGAACCGAUUUUCCCUCAGUUCCGAUCUGUUGGGGGUCACUUGACUUCGACAACAGUGUUCACAAAUACCUGUCACACAGACUUCCCCGAAAAGAAGAAGAAUUCACUCGGCAGGGCGUUGAACUAUCAUGUGGAGCAAUUCCCUCCGUUCACGAACUCAUUUUCCUCGUUAGAUUGGAGGCACGAGUCAGAAUCAAAUCGCUACUCGGCGACUCUCUUGGUUCCCGUCACUCUCCCUCGUCAAAAUCUCAUCCCCACCUUCCAUACUUGUUUGAUAUCUCGGAUAUAUCACCUUCAUAUCAAGGUGGUGGUGAAAGAUGGUGCGCCCUUUGAGUUCAAGAUUCCAGCUCAUAUCUUUGCAAGAGAGGACCCAUCGCAUUUGCCAUCUUAUGAUGCAACUGUUGGGUUGGAUCAGGACCAGGAAAUUCUGCUCCCAGAGACAAGUGCUUGGCUUUCUUCGGAUGUGCAGCCCUAG